Haliotis rubra (blacklip abalone) is the source of this 1820-nucleotide messenger RNA. RefSeq lists its product as uncharacterized. The record is from RefSeq and is a predicted model, not a curated record. The transcript has 2 exons. Lineage: Eukaryota; Metazoa; Mollusca; Gastropoda; Lepetellida; Haliotidae. The coding region runs from base 352 to 1668 and encodes 438 amino acids.
GUUGUCGCGGUGUCAGUAGGUUUGUGUUUUUGAAUAGCGUGACUGGCUUUGGCUGAUCAAGUUUAGUGUAGGAUUUUCCUGUCAGUGUCUGAAAGGCAGAAGAAUCAUACUAGCAGUGUGCGUCGCGUUGCGUGGAUAUCCCCUGUUUUGUUGGCAGACAUUGUCGGAAGAUAAGACGGCCGGGCCGAGUCUCAGCAUGUGUGUCCGGGACUGAGCGCGGCGGUGAAAUACAGAUAUGUCAAGGUGACAUGACGGUUGUUGUGAUAUACUUUGUGGUGAAUAAUGGAGGGCGUCUCUCUUUUGUAGCUGAGAUAACGACUGAGUUUUGUACUGUUGGAUGUGUUGAGUGACAUGUUCAGCAUGGCCAGAGAGAGAUCGGGAGACACGUACAAGGAGUACACGACUCUACAACAGCGGCUUGACAGGCGCAAACAAGACUUAGACACGUUAAUCCAAAGGCGAGAAGCGUUUGUGAAAACGAAGGAUGACGUGACGGCAGGCAUACGUAAAACCUUUGCGAAAACCAGAGAGUUGUUGGAUUUAAAAGAGCAAAGCCUCGUAUCACAUAUCGAAAGACGGACACAGCGCGAGAUGGAGAGUCUUGAUUCCUUUAUUGCAUCUGAACGACAGGAAAUAGAAAAGCGUGAGGAGAUUUUUCAAGAUCUUGUCAAUGACUUACAGAGAAAUGAUGGCGGCGGUAACUGUGACGCUGAGAAAUUCAUACAAGAACUACGUCUAAAUGAUUUACAGCCAUUGCCGAAAGUCCCGUUCAUUGAAGCCAAGAGCCAUGAUGAAGACGUCAUUGACUGCGUUACCAGGCUCCAGAUUUGUACUGUUCGCUUUGUGGAGGACAAUGCGCCUAAUUCUAAACUUGUCAACAAGGUGUUGGUUGUUUUCGACGACGAUCCUCGUGCCUGUAAUAUUAAAGACAUCGCCGUCCUUGGGGGUGAGGUGUAUGUCGUCAUCAUGACAGACUUCGCAAACAGACGGGUGAAGGCUCUGUGUGGGGAAGGGGGAAACUUACCCCAGAGGAAGCACAAGUUGGACAUGAAGCACGGGCCGUGGGGUGUGACCAAAAUAUCUGACUUUGAAGUGGCAGUGACUGUCCCGGAGGAGAAGAAAAUUGUGUUUAUGCGCGUUCUUGACGAUAUGCAUGUGAGAAAAACUGUAAAAACCAAAAGGAAAUAUUGUGGAAUAGCAUCCCUUGCAGACGGGACCUUUGCAGUCUGUUGCGAAGACCAUCCAUCAGUGGACAUUCUGAAUAUGGAUGGUCAGUUUAUGAAAGACUUGUCGAAAUAUUACGCCUGCAUGUUCAAAGCUCCGUCGUCGAUAUGUGCCACAGCAUCGAAAAGUCUAGCUGUAACGGAUUCAGUCUUCAAGUGUGUUAUGAUAAUCAGCAAAGACGGUGAGCUCUUGACCACGAAGCCGUCAACGGCUGAUAGUUUGAAGUCGGCAGUCGCUGUUGCCUGUGACGCAUCUGGUCACGUCUUUGUUGUCGACAACGUUGAUAGUAACGUCAUCAUGGUCGACGAAGAGGUUUCCAGUGCUGUAGCAUCUGAUGUUGCGAAAGGCAAAGUGAACACGCCCACAGCUGUAGGACUUGAUAAUGCGGGUCGUUUGUACAUUGCAGAUGACAAAUUUCUUAUGGUGUUUAAAAUCACAUAUUAAACUGGAGUACAGGCACAUGUACCUUCAGAAAAACAGAAACGAUGAUAAGAUACGCUGCAACAGCCAAUGAGUGAGUGAGUGAGUUUAGUUUUACGCCGCACUCAGCAAUAUUCCAGCUAUAUGGCGGCGGUCUGUAAAUAAUCGAGUCUGCA